AUGGACCAAGAUGAUAAUGGUCCCGAGUACGGUACCAGUGGGCAGCCUGGGGAGGAUAGCUCACACAGAGCACCUCCCCAGGCUCCCAAUGGUCCGUACCGGGCCAUUUACCCAGACUUGAUUACGGCAAGAGCUGCAAAGGCAGCUAGAAUCGAAAACGCAAUUCUGGAGGCCCAUGACAGUGGAGUCUUCUCCAACGCUCCGACCGACCCUGCGCAUCAGAGAAUCUACAUAAAGCGCCUGUACGAUGCAUUCCUUUCGGUCGAAACUGAGGGAGACAACGCCAUUAUCGACAAACCUUGCAAGAAUGGCAAGAUGUCCCAAGCGGCUUUAAAGUUCCAAAAUGGUCGCUAUCCAUCUCAUGCCAUUGAGGAAGUUUGCUGGGAGGUUUUUGACAAGGCUAGCACAUCACAACUGGAUGUGAGACUCUUGGAGCCAUACCAUGACUCCAAAUUUGAAGGAAUAACAAUACAUUCUUCAUUCAAUUAUCGUUGGGCAUCUAUCGUCAACGCCUGUGCUCGCUCCAAGGCCUUGUGCAAGAUGUUGUUGGAUCCUCCGUACCUUGAGCGAUUCGUCAGUCACCCACAAGCUGAACUCAAGAUGAAGUUAAAUAACAAAAAAAUCAAUGCUCAGCGCGACGCCCAAAAUGAAAUUGGUCGCACUUUCUUGAGCAAGGGACUCGGCAAGGAAGAGGCUGCAGAAGCAAUUGCUGCUCUACAUCCAGACGAAGAAGAUUCGUUCGAUGAGUUUGCCUUCACCGGACCUCGCCAGCAAUCCGCUGGUAAUGCAGCUGGACCUACCACACCACUCGCUCCUGUCCGUGUUCAACCUCCUCGAGCUGCUACGAAUUCCACCAAGCGAAAGAAGAUUUCUGAGUCUGACGAUGAUGAUGAUGAAGAAGACGAAUACGUUGACUCUGCCGUUAGAUCGAACAUCAAACCAAGCCUCAGAUCUCGCCGAGCCACUUUAAAGACUCCCACGCGAUCCAACACUAGUAACUCCGUCAUGGAAAAAACACCACAGAGCAAAAAGGCAAAGUUACCUUCAACUGCUGCUCGUCAACGUCGCAUGGAUGAAAUUGCUUCACAAAAGUCGCAGGCCGAGAUUGAUUUAGAAGCCGAUGAAAAAUACAGGACGACCAUUUGUAGGCUUCUUGGUAUCAGUGCCAAGCACCCUCAAGUAAAGGCUUACAGCCUUGAGGACCUGAGGUACUAUGCGAGAGCUUACAAUGGUGAGUAUGCAGGAACAAUCUGGACUCACAAGGAUUACCCCGGAUAUAGUGGUGACCGCUGGAUUCUUACGGACAGAAACAACGUCGCGUAUACUCAUUUUUCUCAACUCAUCAAAGCCUUGAUGCCUCUUGCUGCACUCCGUGGAGAUUAUGUGGACGGUCAAUUGAAUCUGGAGACCAAAAAUAUUAUCUUCCAGCCCAAAAACCCGGCUGAUCGCGAAGCUCUUGGUUCCACCGCGAACAAUUUUGGUUUCCAUGCUGCCUACCCUGCUCCUGUCAAUAUCAAGUCUCAUGGAAGCCCUGAGAUGCUCACAGAAGAAGCUUCUUUCUCUGCUCCUGCUCCUGCUCCAACUAGACAGCCUGCCGUACAAAUGGCCUCAUAUCAGCCUUACCGCCAAGAACUUUACCAGGGCCAAGGUACCUAUGAUCAGUCUGGCCUACAAUAUCCAUCCUACAACCAGAAUCACGGUAAUCAAAGUUUUGGUAACCUUCCCCACUCAUAUGGUUCUGCUAGUCGGGCCUAUAGUCACAAUUCGUUCCAACAGGCAACUCUUGGUAACCAGCAAGCCUUCGGCACUCCUCAUUCGACUUAUGGCUCUCCGGUUAUAGGUUAUAACUCUCAACCUGGCAACAUUUAUGAUAACGGUCUCACCUUUACUGGUCGCAAUAACAACGUCUAUGCUGCUUCUCUUAGAGGUCAAAAUACCGGUUAUACUGCUGGUCAUGCUGCUCAAAGCACCGCACAUAAUACCCCUCAAGUUGGUCACAACACCAACCUCACCUCUCCUUACCCUGGUCAUAUCACUGGUCUCACUAUUCCUCGCCAUGGUGACUCUCAAUAUCCAGAUCCUGAUGAGUGCUCAAGUCAGCAAAGACAACAAUAG
This is a messenger RNA of Sclerotinia borealis F-4128, 2115 nucleotides long. Lineage: Eukaryota; Fungi; Ascomycota; Leotiomycetes; Helotiales; Sclerotiniaceae. The record is from the annotation of a GenBank genome assembly.